UCAGAACUACAACUCCCCUCAUGCAGUGUACCCGGCAGUAGACGUCUGUCUGUGUGUCUGUGGAUGAACAGUGUGCUCUGGAGAUGGACGCUCACGCUGUGAAGGCCAUACUGUUUGACUUGGACAACACGCUCAUUGAAACAAGUCGGGCAGGUGGAGGAGCGAUAAGGAAGACCAGUGAACUUCUGAAGACCACACUGGCCCUUGACGACAACACCAUCAGCAGUAUUUGUGACAAGUUCAAGCAGAAGCUUCUCCAGGAGAGCUUUGACCCCUCAGCUGGCAGAUCCAUUGAUGAGGUCCGUGUGGGUCACUGGGAGGAGAGCAUCCAGGAGGCUGUGGGCAGUUGUUCGCCAGCAUCAUUGGCGGCUCAGUGCUACUACCUGUGGAAAAAUAGUCGCCUGGAGGAUCUCAGUCUGUCCACUGAAAUAUGCAACCUCCUAAAACAACUGCGCGGCCGAUACAAGCUGCUGCUGCUAACCAACGGGGAAGCUCAGACUCAGAGAGAGAAAGUGAAGGCGGUCGGAUGUGAGGAGUUCUUCGAUGCCAUCGUGAUUGGGGGAGAACACGCUGAGCAGAAACCAUUCCUCUCCAUCUUCGCAUUGUGUUUCAGCAUGCUGAAGGUGGAGGCCCAGGACUGUAUUAUAGUGGGAGACUCUCUGGACACAGAUAUUCAGGGGGGCUUUAAUGCCAAAGUACGGGCUACGGUUUGGAUCAGCAGUGCAGGAGGUGCUUUGUUGGAUGGUUCAGUGACACCAGACUACACUAUCCCUACUGUGCUGGACCUGCCACAGAUCCUGCAACAACUGAAAUAAGAACAACUGGUGAUUCAAACCAUGUGUGAAGCAUGUGAAUGGGGAGGACUGUCCAUUCAAGUGGGAAUUUGUAAUCAUGGAAAUGUUAAAGGAUGAAUGUCCUGAUACAUUUUCUAAUUUUCAACAAUGGUACUAUGUACUUGUUUUGUGCAUUCUGCUAAGAAUCUUACACACAAACUAUACAUUUGCAUAAGUAUCUCAACAUUUCACUAACAUAUAUUUAUAAUCUACUCUCCUACAUUUCACAAGGAAGCGGUUCUUAUUUCUCCACUACAUUUGUCUGUCAGCUAUGGUAACUAUUAGGGCUAAUCAAUAUGGCAAAAAUCUUCUGUUCCGAUUAAAGUUGUUUCAUAUCUCAAUAACAAUAUAUAUCAAGUU
This is a messenger RNA of Anoplopoma fimbria (sablefish), 1193 nucleotides long. RefSeq names its product N-acetylneuraminic acid phosphatase (gene nanp). Gene Ontology annotation, molecular function: hydrolase activity. The transcript has 2 exons. Lineage: Eukaryota; Metazoa; Chordata; Actinopteri; Perciformes; Anoplopomatidae. The record is from RefSeq and is a predicted model, not a curated record. Bases 84 to 815 code for a protein of 243 amino acids.